AUGGCAAUGGAGGCGGGGCUGCUGAGUGUCAUCCUGGGUGCUGUCCUGGUGCAGGUGGGGACUGCAGUGCAGGAGCUGGACAUGCAGAAGGUGGCUUUCCUGUCUUAUGUGCACGGGGGGGCGGGGGGGCCAGUGUCCAGCUCCUCUCGCCCCACCCCUGUCCCUCCAACCCCCAGCCGAUGCCACAGGAGCUACAUCAGGGGCCCCAGGGCCCCUCCCCCGCUCCUCGACGCCUGCCGCACACCUGGAGGCUUUCCCAGUAUCGUAGGAUUUUGGCAGGAAGUUGGCAUGGCCUACAGCCAAAACCUGGCACUGAAGACCCCAAAGAGGAUGGAGACCUUGUUCCUGACCUUGAGUGGGGAUGAGCUGACCGUGAAGGCUGCGUUCAACAGCUCAGGAAGUUGCGAGACAGAAAAAAUAGUGGGCUCAGAAAUAGAUGUUUCGGGGAGAUUUGUUUUUCCUGGCCACAGGGAGAUGCACGUGAUAGACACGGACUAGGAGCAGUACACCAUUCUGAGGGUGUCCCUGCACUCGCAGGGCCGGGACUUCCACGUGCUCAAGUACUUUACUCGGAGCCUUGAGGAUGAGUACAGACCCAGCUUCUGGAGGUUCCGGGAGUAUGGCGACACAGGGCUGUACUUGGUGGCCCGGCACGGGAGGUGUGCCAAGCUCCUGCAGGAGGUUAGCGACCCCGCUGUGCUGUGACACCCCCCAGGCUGAGUAUCCCGGCCUGAUGGGGGCCCGAGGCCCUCUGGACCCAGGCUGCCAGAUGGGGACCCUGGAGGCUGGGGCCUGAGGUCAGGGCUGGGAGAGGGAAGGGGGGAGGCUGGGCCUGCACGUCCCACCUGGCUGGGGCCACAGGCCCGUGGGCCCCGUCCCCGGUUCCCCAUGCCCCACACUGUGCUGGCCCAUCCCCCGGGCCCCGAGAGGUGGGGACUGUCACCCUGCUUUGCAGACAGAGAAACCGAGGCCCAGGGAGGCUGUUUGAUCACAGUCAUGCAGCGAAGACUCGGGCUCCCACCCGUGGCCCCGACCACUGCCC
This is a messenger RNA of Hyaena hyaena (striped hyena), 1042 nucleotides long. It is a transcript of the gene LCN8, whose product is annotated as lipocalin 8. Gene Ontology annotation, molecular function: small molecule binding. The record is from RefSeq and is a predicted model, not a curated record. NCBI's taxonomy places the organism in Eukaryota, Metazoa, Chordata, Mammalia, Carnivora, Hyaenidae.